Phragmites australis (common reed) is the source of this 492-nucleotide messenger RNA. RefSeq lists its product as uncharacterized. The transcript is spliced from 2 exons. The coding region runs from base 1 to 492 and encodes 163 amino acids. NCBI's taxonomy places the organism in Eukaryota, Viridiplantae, Streptophyta, Magnoliopsida, Poales, Poaceae. The record is from RefSeq and is a predicted model, not a curated record.
AUGAAUGACCACAACGUCGUCAACUGGCUCUACACCACCGUCACGAAGGACGUCUUCAACCUCAUCCACAAGCCGCAUUCCUCGGCCUUCACUGUUUGGAAUGCCAUUGAGGGCCUCUUCCGCGACAACAAGCCCCAACACGUCAUCUACUUCGAGGCUGAGUUCCGCAGUCUCCAACAAGGCGACAUGAGCAUCUCCCAGUACUGCACCCAGCUGAAAAUGCUCGUCAACAACCCCCACGACGUCGGCCAACCCGUCUCCAAGCCCAGCCAGGUACUCAACAUUCUCUGUGGUCUCAACCCCAAGUACUGCCACACGAUCCCCAUCAUCAACACCAAAUUCCCACCUCACACCUUCAUGAGCGCCCGCUCUUACGUGCUGUUGGAGGAGAUCUGCGAACUCCACGACGCCAAGAUGGAGGUCCUUCCAACUCGCACGGUGAAUCUCCGAUGUGAAAGUUCAGGAGAUCUCUACCCACUGCACUUCCCAUAG